This is a messenger RNA of Closterium sp. Naga37s-1, 2580 nucleotides long. Lineage: Eukaryota; Viridiplantae; Streptophyta; Zygnematophyceae; Desmidiales; Closteriaceae. The record is from the annotation of a GenBank genome assembly.
AUGAGCGAGUCGGCGGUUCUUGCGCGGGACGCCCAUCCCUCUCCCACCUGCAUGCCGCGCCUCCCCUGCCUUUCCCCCGCUUCCGCUUCCGCCAAGCAUGCCGCCGCCGCCGCCGCCGCGCCCCUCCUUUCCCCCGAAGGCCCCGGCGGGCAACCCGAUUCGAGCGCGACGGAAGAGGGGAAGAGCGCAGAAGCGCAGCGCGCGUGCCGCGUGAGCGUGGCGGUUCUGGCGGUGAAAGACUUGAAGGAUGGGGCGAUUAAGGACGUCAUCGACGCGGCGCGGCAGGCUGCGAAUCUUCUGCAAGUGCCGACUAUGGCGCUGAUUAAAGUGGAAAACUCGCACUUUUGCACCAAGGAGAUAAAGGGGAAGUUGGCGGAGGGUAAGGGGAAGGCGGGGGAGAAGGGGGGGAAAAAGGGCAAGGGGGAGGAUGGAAAAGGGGGAGCGGCGGAUGGGGAAGUGCAAGCGGAAGCGCAGACGGUUGAAGCGCAAGCGGAAACGCAGGGGGAAGUGCAUUCGGGGGAAGCGCAAGCCGCGGAAGGGCAGGCGGAAGGGCUGAUAGAAGUCAACCAGGGGCACGCGUUCACAGUAAAAGACGAAACCACCGCGACCGUGUCCGUCGCGCUCGUGCACUGCGCGCUGGGGCGCGGCGCGGUGGCGAUCGGGCUGAAGCAGGUGGUCGGCGCCAUCGAGCCGCUCUCCGUCGCGUCGCUGCUCGAGCUCGAUCCGGAUAAGGCGGUCGAGCCGCGGUGGUACGACCUCCGCGCGCCCACGGGGAAGAAGGGCGCGGUCGUGGGGCGGGUUCUGCUGCAGGCGGUGGCGGCGCGCGCGCCUCCGGAGCAGCGCGUGUCGCUUUUCAUCGGCUCCUGGAACGUGGGAAACGCGCCGCCCGCGGCGGAUCUCUCCCCGUGGCUCCCCGUGAGCGGCAGACACGAUCUGAUCGCGAUCGGAUCGCAGGAGUGCGAGUACGCGCCGCGCGCGGGGCAUGCCACGUGUAUGGACGACUGGGUGGCGUGUAUCCGGACGCAUUUCGGCCCCAGAUACCGCCUGGUAAAAGGCGCCUCGAGAGGGCAGAUGCGCCUCGUCGUCCUCGUCCUAGACUCCUCCCAACGAGCCGUUACAAACGUAAUGGAAGAAAGCAGUGCGGGAAUGAGCGGGAAAGGAGGGGGGGCCAAGCCGGGCACGAGUCGCAUGCAAAACAGCUCUAGUGGUGAUGACGUGGCAGCAGGGGGCGGGGGAGAAGCGGGCGCUGCGAUUGGUGCAAGCCUCCGGAGCUCCCCCGGGGGGGAUUUGUGCAACGGGCGGGAGGAGGGGGGCGGAAUGGGCGCGGGCGCGGGGGAAAGGGGGAAUGGAGGAGGGGAGGGCGGGGUUGGAGAGGGGGAAGUGGUUGGGGAGGAGAGGAACGGGGAUGGUGGUGGGAUGGCUGGAGGGCAGCUGAGUCCGAUGCUGGGAGGAGGGGGAGGAGGGGGAGGAGAGGGAAUGAGAGAGGAAGGAGCGGCGACGCCUGGGGAAGGGGGUUCGACGCCGGGAGGAGGGGAGGAAGGGGAUUCGACAGCGAGCAAGGAGCACAAGCGCGUGCUGAGCGCGGGGAGCCUGGCGCUGUUCCGAGGAGGGGCGGGCCAGGAGAAGGUCAGCAAAGAUGCGGCGUCUCUGGCAUCGAAGAAAUCACAGGAGAAACAAGCGCGGGCAGCGGUGCAUGAGAGCACAUUGGAGCAGAUCCGAAACAGGGAGUUUAACGCUCUACUGGAGUACGACGAGUUGCAGCGGGAGAUCCGGGAGAGCCGUGGCUUUUACAAGUUCCAAGAAGCUCCGAUUACCUUCGCGCCCACCUUCAAGGUGAUUCGCAACGAGGUGGGUAAGUACAACAGCAAGCGGUUGCCAGCGUGGUGCGACCGUGUCCUCUGGCGCUCCCUGCCCGGCUGCCAGCUCGCGUGCACUCGAUACGAUGCCGCUCAUGACGUGGGGAGCAGCGACCACAAGCCAGUGCUAGCAGAAUUCGAGCUCACCACGCACGCCCUGCCAGUGGGGUUGGACCCCGCUGAUGCCCCACUGGUGGCGGCAGAGGAGGGGGCGGUGGGGGCGGUGGUGCGCCGGCUGCACCGCAGUGCUUCCUCCCGGCAUGGUGACAUGCGCUGGCACAUUCAGUUCUCAUCCCUCAUGGGCUCUGAUCUCCUCUCAGCUGAUGCAAACGGCCUCUCCGACCCCUACGUGCGAUUCACGGGCCCCAAUCUGCAGCACAGCUCUCACACCAAGCCGCGCUACAAGACACUGAACCCCGUGUGGACACCAGAGGACAUGUCGAGCAUUGUGUUGGAGAACCUCUCGUUACAGUCACACGAGAAGGACUACCUGCUGGCAGCCAUUCUCGACCAUGACGUUACCAACCAAGAUGACCCCAUAGGUUUCACAACCAUCCCACUGGCCCCAGCAGUGCACGCCCUGAGAGCCAACAACGGCUCUCCCUUUGUGGACUUUAAGGUGGAAGUUACACACAAGGGCAUGCCUGCAGGGCACCUUCAAGGAAGCUUCCGGCUGGCGUGGGCUGCAACCAAGCACCGCAGCAGCAAGUGCGCUCAAAUGUGA